UCAGCCACAUUCGCUUCCAGGCUUCGUCCGUGGAGCCACGCCAUCGAUCCAGCUCCACAUUCGUCGCGAACGCUUCGCUCCUUCGCACGGUGGUUCACCCCGUGGCUUGUCAUCUCUCGCCGAACAGGUUUUCGGCCGUUUCCGACAUCGCGGCAGCACCGAAACCGAACGAUCGUGGUACCACAUUCGCAAUUCGUGCCGGCGUUGAGCCAAUUGCCGACCUAUCUCAACGUUCGCCGCGGUUAGUUGGUCAUGGACGAUUAUUCGCGCAAGGUUGCCGCCAGCCGCUGUUGAUUUGUGAGAUCCUCCUGAAGCGACUAUCUGCAGCUGAUUUUUUGACGUUUUCGUCCCACUCGACUGAUUUUUCAAGCUAGGUAGAUAUGUCGGCCAAAAGAAAAGCUUCUGCUAUCAUACAACAUCAUAAGGAGAAAAUGGGGUAUGACCCCUACUUACCAGGUGGAUUAUAUCUAAAAAAGGAGAACCUUCCAACUCCAGAAUCGUCAGAGGGUAACGAAGAUGACCAUUAUGGAGGAACCGGCGCCGUGAAAGACAUGAAAGACACAGACAAGCUCAAGUUGAUGCUGUUGGCGUGGAACUAUCACAAUCACCAAGCAGCUAAUAGGAACGGGAAUAGUGACAUUCCCGAUCUGACGAACGUGCCUAACAGCGAGGAGAUGGUGGGACUUUGGGCACAGUACCAUUCAGCACUGGGACUGGCUAAAGGAAAAGCAACACCACCCGCCAACAGAGAAUCUAGUCCUGUGAACGCAGAAACUGGUUCGGCGCACGACGAAACUAGUUCUAGUGGGAACAAAGAGGAUGAAGAUGACGACGACGAUGAAAGUGACGAUAAAAUUGAUACGCAGACUCACGACCCUGAAAGGCUCAAAGCGUUCAACAUGUUUGUACGGCUGUUCGUCGAUGAAAAUCUGGACAGGAUGGUGCCCAUAAGCAAGCAGCCCAAAGAAAAGAUCCAGGCCAUUAUCGACUCGUGUACGAGGCAGUUUCCAGAGUUUGCUGAACGGGCCAGGAAGAGGAUACGAACCUACCUCAAGUCGUGUCGAAGGAACAAAAGAGCUCGAGAUCCUAACUCACCUUGGGAUGCAUCGAGGCCUACUCCAGCUCACUUGACAUCGGUACAAGCUGAACAAAUCCUGGCAGCAGCCUGCGAGAACGAAAGCCAUAAUGCCAAGAGGAUGCGAUUAGGGUUAGAACCUGUCAGUCAACCCAUGCCAGUUUUGCCAGGAACGCAGACUACAACGGAUUCUACAGCCCAGAUAUCAAGAGGACUGGAUUUCUCGAGUAGUAGUACGCCAGUUAAAAUGGAAACUGAAGCAGUUUCAACGGCAUUUCCUUCGUCUACAACGCCUUCCAGUAGCACUCCAAACUCAGUCACGAAGAUGUCAGUCACUCCUGACUUAAAGUCGUCUUUAAUAAAUUCCACAAAUACGGGUGUCAUCGGUUCGACAGGAGUAAAUGGAAUAGGAAUAUCAAGUUCGACAGGGUCCGCGCCAACGGCGAUGUACAGGCCGAAUUUUACGCAGGCCUUCCAAAGGACAGGACCGUACCCGCUGUUUCCAGGCGCCGCACCUUUCACGUCGACUGGUUUACUUACGAACGGUCCUGCAGACCUGAGUAUGAAACAAAAACCCCUUCUGAACCACAAAUUAACUCCUGGAGAAAUGACUGCUGUUAGGCAGCUCGUGACAGGAUAUCGCGAAUCAGCAGCGUUCCUACUUCGAUCUGCUGAUGAACUGGAGCAACUACUGCUACAACAACAGUAGUGUCAAAGAUAAGAAGGUAGAACAAUGCAUUUUUUUGAUUAACUUCGAUUGACUGUGAAAAUAAGAACAUGUGAGCCGUUAUCGUCUUUAGCUAGGUGCCAGUAACCGCAAGGUAUAAUAUAGUCAGAAACAGUCGGUACGGUGACGUCAUACUUUGUCUGGUAAUUUUGAGGAUAACGCCUCCAAUUCUGACCAGUGAGAUGACAUCAUAUGGAAUGGCACAUUUUUACUGUGUGGCUUUGGCCAGUAACUAAAAAUUAAAGUAUAGCAGAGUAAGUGGAGUAUUGCCUUAAAUUUUCUCUUCUAGUCUGAUUUUGUCACUGAAAAUUACUAAAGUGGAAUACGAACGUUAUUAAAUGAUUAUGAAUACAUUAAAUAAUAAUGAUUUGACUGAAAAUACAAUAUAGUACUAGGUAGCCUUGUUUUGAAGAAGUCAUGAAGUUUUUGUAAUUUUAGUAACAUACGGUAAAAGUGAAAAUGAAUUACUUUACUUUUUUGAAAAAUAUUUGCACAUGAGUCCAGAACAUUUGUUUAAGCUCUUAAGUUAUAUGUAAAAUCUAGGCUGUGAUUAUUUUUUACAUUUAGGCAUUUAGGCAAAAUUUUGUUCCCUUCAUUUACAUGCUCACAUGUUCUUAUCAAAUACAAUUCGUGAUUGGUAAUUUUUGCAAUUUUUUUCAAAGUCUGUAAUUUUUUGAGUGGAGGUUUGUAUUUUUAUUUUCUUCCUUGAUCAAGUUUUCAAUUUCCUGUUUUUUUUUCAUAUGAUUCUAGUCUAACGUAUAGGGAAUGUGUAAUAUAUUUUCAAAGUUAAUGAGUAUAUAUUUUUCAAAAAAUUGUGUGCAAUUGGAAAAUAUUGUUCCUUUAAAUGCGUACUGAAAUCCAAAACCUCCACUUAUAGCUGUAUGUAUAUACAAACGUAUAAAAUUUACUAUUUACAAUUUAGAAAUUGGUAUAUUUACGUGAAAAAUUUAUUUCUUCAAAAUCUUUAAAAUAUUUAUUCGUUAUAAUGAACAAAAUGUAAUACAGGGGAUAUUUUAUUAUAUUUGAUAUGGUUCUUGAAAAUUUAUAUUGUAACCGCGACAUGUACCAAAGAGGCUCUGUAUAUAAACUUUUGAAAUUUGAUGAUGUUUAUAAUGAUUAUAUACAUAUAGUAAUAUUUGAUGCAGGACAUUUUAAAUAAUUUGUACAGUUCCAGAGACUGUCCUGUAUAUUAUAUAUUAUGUGUGCGUUUUUUAUUAAGUGUAAAGUAUGGCUACUUAACCAAUGAUCGGCUGAGGGUCACUGAUUGAAGAGGUUCUAUCGACAGCAGCCACUUCAGUACGUAUGAUAUAUUCCCAGGUUCAUUUCAAUUUAUUGAAAUGAUUUAGCUACAAUUUGAUGAAACAUUCUAUUGAAAAAUUGAAAAAUUCUGAACGGAAGUAUGAGUUAAUUUUUGUUAUUGAAGAGUGUACAUCCACUAAACACUGUUCCAGUUUUGAUCAUCCCCUUUAUCAUUUCUUUUGUACUGUUUGCUCCAAUCUUUUAAUCGUAGGUUAACUGUCAAGUUUGAUAACCCUACGAAUAACCCCAAAUCUAAAGGUUAACCAUCAGUUACCAAUACAUUCAUUUUUCAAGUUCUGUUUUCAAGGCAACACUGCCUCUGGAUCUGAAGUAUUAUGUAUAUUUUAUGAUGAUCAGAAUCCGUUUCGUCUUGUGUCAUCCAUGUCAAUUGUUGCGACUGUCAAGCAACAUAGACACAUUGUGGAUUAUCUACUAGUUACUCAAUAGAUGGUUUUUUGGUUAAAAAACCGCCAUGUCAGAAUCAUUGAUAUAGAAACAACACAUAACGUGACGCCAAGAUUUUUAUCUUACGAAUCUGCCAAAGUGACCUUUGUUUACAGUUUGCAAAGCUUAGUCGGAUUUUUUAGAGCUGUUUCUUUUUCGUUCACAAUGUUUGAUGUUAUUAUGUGUGUGCUGUUACAAAUAAAUGCUGUCUUGUACCUUGCUACUCAGAGGUGAUCAGCUUGAUGAUAUCAAAAAAUCGUGACGAAUAAAGUUUCGCAGGUUAAUAUGCAGGACCUAAUUGAGGCUUUCACAAUUUCUAAGUUGCUACUGAUAAAAUUUAAGCAAGAUCUGUGUCAAUAUGAUACUAGCGUAUCAUCCUUGGCCCCGCCCCCUGAUGUUUAAGAUAUCUCUUCUAAUAGCAUCGUGAGGUUACAGUAAACAUGCGAUUGAAAACCUAAACUCUGAGAGCUAACCUUUAAUUAACAUUCAGUUAAAUAAAAGUGAUUAUUAAAAAACAUGUGUGCGAAAAAGUUGAAUUGACCUUCCAGUGAUUCUCAGCCUGUAUCUCUCAUUGAUGUGUAAAGCUGUACAGAGUGUUUUCAAAAUAAUACAAUACUAAAACAAAAGUUGUAUGUGAUCACGUCAUUGCGAUGAAUUAUUUCUAAGGGGUAUUACAGAUUUUGAAAAUACUAUGUCGUUUUACAACUUUUAUGAAUAGUUUACUUUCUGUGAUUGUUAAUAUGUAAUAAGUACAUGUAAAUAAAAGUCAAGUUACAACCUUUGCUUUGUAUUUUGUGUACCUAAGUUUUGAAUUUACUACUAAUAUGAAAAAACAUUCCAGUGAAAAAUGUUCAUUGUAUAAACAAAUUGUAUUUUGAUCUGAAACACUGCCAAAUUUAUGUAUGAUUAAAAGUGUCCACAUAUAAACGAGUUUGUUGUA
Acanthoscelides obtectus is the source of this 4485-nucleotide messenger RNA. The record is from the annotation of a GenBank genome assembly. NCBI's taxonomy places the organism in Eukaryota, Metazoa, Arthropoda, Insecta, Coleoptera, Chrysomelidae.